This is a messenger RNA of Alternaria arbusti, 516 nucleotides long. RefSeq lists its product as uncharacterized. The coding region runs from base 1 to 516 and encodes 171 amino acids. The record is from RefSeq and is a predicted model, not a curated record. NCBI's taxonomy places the organism in Eukaryota, Fungi, Ascomycota, Dothideomycetes, Pleosporales, Pleosporaceae. The transcript has 3 exons.
AUGGUUAACUGGACUGCGGAUAAGGAUCAGAUCAUCCUCAAGGGCAUCUUUAAGUUCCAUGAUAUCAAGAGUAGCGCGCCGCUCCUCAAGUACCUGUCCGAAGAGAUCGGUGGCGACUGCACCCCCAAGGCCGUCUCCCACCGCCUCACCAACAUCCGCAAAGGCGGCACAGCCCACGCCGUCGCCUCACCAACUCGCACCGCUUCCACACCCAAGACUCCUCGUUCGAAGGCCAAGCCCGUUCCCCGCAAGAAGAAAGCCGUUUCCGAGGACGCCGACAGCGACGGUCCCCAAGGCCUCAUGGAUGACGAUGAGGUCCUGUCUCCGACUGCGGCCCAUGGCAAGCGCACGCUGAACGGCAAGCGUAAGCCUACUUAUGACGAGACCUCAGACAAGGAGGAUGAGGAAGUCGAGGUUGAGGAUAUGUAUGUUCCGAUGGCUAAGCGGGUCAAGGAGGAGCCGGUUGAUGAGGAGGAGGGUGUUGUCGUUGAGGAGCUUGUUGAGGAGGAGGUUUAG